GUUCACAACAGCUUUAAUGGAAAUUCCAGUCACUUCAUGUGGCCAGAAUGCACCGCUGGCAGAGGUGCAAAUGAAAUUUCUAAAAACAAUUCCGUAUGGAGUAAAACAUCCUGAUAGGUAUGGUGGACAAAACAAAAAUAGGACUGUUAUGUCUAUUUUCCAGUAUGCAAUUUUAUUGCAUAGUACUGUCGAAAUAAUAGAUCAUAAGUUCUUGAUUCCAGGUCAUACGCAUUUAGAGUGCGUCGUAGACCAUUCUGUGAUCGAAAGAGCCAAGAAAAUAUCCUCUAAGGAGAUUCACGUGCCAAGAGAAUGAUAUCAACUUGUAAGAAAUGCUAGCAAGGAAGGAACAUUUACUGUUUAUCCGAUGAAAAACGAACAUUUUUUUCUUUUUUCAAAUAUUUAUGCCAAAGGACCCCUGCAAAAUAAAGCAAACUUUAAGUUGAUAAAUGCGAACUGGGUAAGAUACAUGAAAAAUAAUACUGGCAUAGUCAACUUCAAAAACACUUUACAGGAAAAGGAACCAUUCAAAGAAAUAACGUGUUUUAGAAAGGGCCAGAAAAUUAAUGCUUUGAAGGACUUUGUUCUUACUCCUUUGUGCGAUGGUCCUAGGACUAUAAGUCACAAAAAAAAACAAAAUAUUUUAGACGUUGUUGAAUUAUUAGAUAAAGACGCCCAAAAUUUUUAUACGGGGCUAAAAACAGACGAAAAAAUAGAAAAAGACACUGACCCAGAUAUUGACAGAUAUUUUCCGAUGAAGAUUCAAAUUAAAUAAUUACUUUGGCUAUCUGCAAUGUAAUACACUCAAAAGAUGCUUAUUUUUCAUUACUGUUUAUAAGUUUUGUUCAUAUAAAAUACUUUCCAAAAUAAAA
This is a messenger RNA of Psylliodes chrysocephalus, 869 nucleotides long. Lineage: Eukaryota; Metazoa; Arthropoda; Insecta; Coleoptera; Chrysomelidae. The record is from the annotation of a GenBank genome assembly.